Messenger RNA from Sordaria macrospora k-hell, 2244 nucleotides. RefSeq lists its product as uncharacterized. Lineage: Eukaryota; Fungi; Ascomycota; Sordariomycetes; Sordariales; Sordariaceae. The record is from RefSeq and is a predicted model, not a curated record.
AUGGACAACGACACGCCACCACCAAUCCCACCCCGUCCUCCGGGAUGGGUGUGCAGUCCGCUCUCAAGCCCUGGGUCUGGGUCAGGACCGUGGCCCUCAUCUCCGUUCACCGAGCCGCCCCCUCCCCCCUUGCCUCCAAGGCAACCAACGAACGAGGAACAGCAGCAGCAGCAGCAGCAGCAACCACCGGUACACCUCGAGCGGCAAUCCAGACCGUACAGCUAUGUGGUGCCGUCUCGGGAGAGUUCGAGUUCCGGUCACGGCCAAACUCAAAGUCCUCCUCUGCCGCCACGGGGUUUGACUCGCCGGCCUGUCCCGCAGCGCACAACUACAAGGGAGCCAGAGCCUCGCCCUGACAUCUCACCGGCCUCACCGGCCUCACCGGCUUCACCGGCUUCAUCUUCCUCGCAAUCGCAGUCGCAGCCGCAGUCGAAGUCGCGGUCUCGGUUCUCGGCUACGGCAGCAUCGCUUGCACCAAUACUGGCAGUCGCAGGGGCGUUUGUUGCACCAGGGGUUGACUUUGAUCCAUUACUGAAUCUGCUCCAGUCAUCAUCAGCAGCACAAACCGCACAAACAGGACAAACAGGAACAGGACCAACACAAGCGUAUCAGAAUCAAAAUCAGUAUACACCACCGGAUAUGGAGGCUCUCAGACUACAGGCUGAGGCGCAGGUCCAGGCUGCACAGGCUCAAGCUCAGGCACAAGCUCAAGCACAAUACAAACCACCGGACAUGGAGGCUUUUAGAAGGCAGGCUGAGGUGCAGGUCCAGGCUGCACAGGCUCAAGCUCAGGCUCAAGCUCAAAAUACGUAUACGCCACCAGAUUUUGAGGCCUUCAGGAAACAGGCUGAAGCGCAGGUCAAGGCUGCACAGGCUCAGGCUCAAGCUCAAAACACGUAUACGCCACCAGAUUUUGAGGCCUUCAGGAAACAGGCUGAAGCGCAGGUCAAGGCUGCACAGGCUCAGGCUCAAGCUCAAAACACGUAUACGCCGGCCAAUAUCGAGGCGUUCCAAGCUCAGUUUACGCCAUAUCAGCCACAAUCGCAGGCCCAGACUUCAGGACAACCUUCGGGACAACAGUCUUCAUCUCAAGCUCAAGCUCAAGCUCAGCCUCAAGCCCAGCAACAGCAGCAAACCUUCCCUCCGCCACCCACAUCUUUUCCUCCGCCUCCCUCUUUCCCCCCUCCCCCAACUGGCCCAGCUCCUUCCACUUCAUCUUCAUCCCCAUACUCAGCCUCGAACCCUCCUCCUCCUCCACCUCCUACUUCUCCCCCAAACAACCCUCCUCCUCCCUCCAGUGCUCCUCCUCCAUCUGGCCCUCCCCCUUCAAACCCAUCUUCAUCCCAAUCCCCCAUCCCCUACGACAAAUGGACCCCCCUCUUCCAGUCCAACGGCACUCCCAACUUCAUUUUCAUAGCCCUCAUCAAAUCCUUCUUCGAGAUGCUAGUCGCUCAGCAAACUCCCGAGAUGAGGCCGGCUAGUGGAAACGGGAUGAUGGCACAGGGACAGAAGUUGUUGAGUCCGGAGAAGUGCUCGGAGUUUUUGGAUGUACAGGGUUUCGCUUUGGAGCAUAAUACUUGGAAACUCAACAAAACCCCCUGGUCAAGCAGCAUCUCCGUCCCCGGCCUGCCCAACCCCUUGGCCGCCGUAACCCCCCUCGACAAAGCCGACUGGGAAUUCCGUCUGAUCCUCCAAGCCUUCGGCAUCCACCACAUCCCCAUCCCGCGUCCCCGCGCCGCCCACUCUUCACGACCCGAACAAGUCCAACGCACCCCCUUCAUCCCCUCCUGGCUCACAAACAUGAUGGCCGUCGAAGCCCAAGAGAUUCCCGAGGGGAUGCGCGUCCUGGGCGUUGGCCAGACCCCGUUUCUAACAGAGCAGGGGUUCAUCAAGUACAUGGCUAUUGAAACGGCUGGUGAGCCGGAUCGGGGCUUUGAGGGGUUGAAUGCUGCUUUGCGGUACUAUGGUGGUGGCUCAAAUGGGAAUGGGAUGGGCAUGGGGAUGGAAGGAUGGUGGAGGAAGCUGGGUCCGAUCCCUAGGGAAAUGUUCCCGUCUACGUGUCCACCGGAGAUACAGACGGCGGUGGAUAUCGGGCAGGCGAAGCAUAGGGAUUUAUGCCAGGAUGCAGUGGCGGGGAAUAGGGCGUAUCAUCAGAUGACGGCGCAGGGGAGGAGGAAUGCCGAGGAGCUGGUUAGUGAUUAUCGGUAUGUGAGGGUUGAUCAGUAUGGGAAUAGGAUUUACUAG